AUCAGCUGACAAUUGACACAAAGCGACUUGCAGCAUGACGACGUUUCCGCUGCCCGCGACCUUCUUCCGCUGCCCCGAGCUCUCGGUCGACGAGCGCGAGUACAUGGUCAACCUCGCGCAAAAGUCGCUCGUCGAGCUCGUGCGCCACUCGAACCUCGAGGGCGGCCCGAUCCGGUGGAGCCUCGACAGCGACGACGCCGGCUUGCAGCUGUACACGGGGUCGGACCCGUCGGCGGUCGGGUCGGAGAUGACGUUCCUUUGCUCGACGACCGAGAUCAUGGCGUCGCUCGACGAGGUUGCAGCGCUCUUCCGCUCCGACACGACCGAGACCUUUCGCGAGUACACGCGCAACUUUGGCAAGGACCUCCUCGACGCGCAGUCGCUCUACACGCUGGCGCGGCCGACGGCCGAGAACCCGCGCCACUUUAUCGGCGUCAAGUGGAUGGUGCUCGAGGUGCCCAACGGCUUGGCCAAGCACCGCGACAUGUGCUACCUCGAGUGCCAAGACGACUUUGAGAUGAACGGCAAGCGCGGCUGGGCGCGGUCGCUGAAUUCGAUCAAGCUGCCGUGCUGCCCGGAUCUGCAAAACAGCCUCAACCUCGUGCGCGCGUCCAUCUACCGCACGGGCUUUGUCUUCCUCGAGACGAACCGGCCGGGGUACCUCAAGGCCAUGCACGCGGUGCAGAUCGACCUCAAGGGCAACAUUCCAAAGUUCAUCGUCAAGAUGGGCGCCAAGCGCCGCGCGCGGAGCAUCGCCGACAUUGACCAGUUUCUGCGCGAGCGGCGGCUUAGCGGCGAGGUCUUCCUCGAGAAGCAGCAGCUCAUUCCGCGCUCGAUGCGCAGCAAGUGCUUUCUCUGCAGCAAAAAGUUUGGGCCAUUCUCCAAGAAGAAGAACUGCCGCAAGUGUGGCGAGGUUGUCUGCAGCAGCUGCAGCAAGUACUGGGACAUCAACGUGAACGGCCUCGGCCGAUCCAUGAUCCGCGUCUGCUCGGCGUGCUCGGUGGGGACGUUUCACAAGGGCCUGCCACGGCUGCAGUCGGCCUUCACCGACAACGCCAGCGAACAAGACUCGACCGAUUACAACGAGGAAGGCAAGCGCGUGCUGAGCCGACACAGCCACCACACGCCCCGGAUGGCGCGGGGCCUUCAGCGCCCCCCGCAGGACGUAAACGUGAGCUUGAGCUCCAAGCAGGCGCCGUUCAGUCGACGCGAGCCGGAGGCCGAGCCGCCGGUCAUCGCUGCCAACCGACAUAUGCUGCCCGCGGCCCGGUCCAUCAAGACGGACUUGGCCACUGAGCCGUCGAGUGCGCCGCAGCCGUCUCGCGCAUCGCGCUACACAGUCGAGAGCAGCCAGAGCAACAACGAAUACGUCGGCCGUCACGAGGAGUGGCAGGCGUCGGACCACGGCAGCAACGACGGCGGCGCGCGCUACGGCUACGACAGCCGACCGAUUGCCGAGGCGCGGUACGCACCGGUGCCCGAAGGCCGCGAGCGUGGCGACAACGACCGGUACGAAGAGCGCAGCCAAGAGAGCCGCGAGGUCGACCCGCGCUUUGCCGAACAACCACCGCAGAGCCACGAAUUGCGAGUCCAAGGCCACGAGCCACGGUACUUGGACGCUCGCUUUCAGGAGACGCGCAACUUUGAUCCGCGGUACAACGACUACGACCCGCGGUACCCGCCAAACCACCACCAUGACCCGAGAUUUCCGGAGGCUCGCUACCCCGAGCCUCGGUACCAGGAGCCACGGUACUAUGGUCAGCAGCCAGCGCGCUACUAUGACGACGACCGCUACUACGACCGAGACCCACGCUACAUGGACCCUCGCUAUUUGGACCCCCGUUACAACGACCGGCGCUACGUCCACCCUCGCCACGACGACCGCGACGCGCGUGGACCGCCACGGCUACUUGAGCAUCCGGACAUGGCACCACCAAGUAGUGAUGGACCGACGCAGGAAACCGUCGACCUGCGCGCACCGCCAACGAGCGGCCGCCACAUGUCGGCGACGUCUGACGACGAGGCCCAGUACCGCCCGUACGCACCCCUCAACGCGCAAAACCUCGCCGCGUUCACCGCCAACGGUGCCACGGAUCCGUCGCGUCGGCACGACGACCGGUUCACCGACGCUCGGCGCCCAAUUAUCCAGGAGGAAGAGCUCCGCAUGAACACCCAGCGCCGCGACGACUACAACCGCCGCUGGUACGACGACGAGCUCGUGGGGCGCUACGAAGACCGCCCCGACGCUCGGUACCAAGAACAGUCGCGGUACGUGGAACCGUCUCGGUACAUGGACCCUCGUGACCAGGUGCGGUUCCGCGACCAGCCGCGCUACCCGGACGAGCCACGCUACCUGGACGAACCGCGCUACCCGGACGAACCGCGCUACGACGACCAGCCUCACCAACCGCGGUACAACAGCACCCAGCCGCGGUACAACAGCACCCAGCCGCGGUACCCCGAGGAGCCUCUGUACAGCAACGACCCGCGUCGCCUUGCGGAUCGCGAGCCCAAGGCGGCUCCGACGAGCGAGCUUUCGAUGCUCGCGCAGCAGAUGGCGUCGCUCGGUGUGCAAAUGGACCCUGCGGCCAUGACGCCGGCGCAGCUCAAGGCCCUGUACAACCAGCUCCAAAAGCUCAACCUGGACGACCCGAAGCCCUAGUUUGUUGUUUGCACGAAGAAUGAAUUUGGGUAGUGUCGA
Messenger RNA from Saprolegnia diclina VS20, 2701 nucleotides. RefSeq lists its product as hypothetical. Gene Ontology annotation, molecular function: metal ion binding. The record is from RefSeq and is a predicted model, not a curated record. The transcript has 3 exons. Lineage: Eukaryota; Oomycota; Saprolegniomycetes; Saprolegniales; Saprolegniaceae. The coding region runs from base 35 to 2662 and encodes 875 amino acids.